Messenger RNA from Myotis myotis, 3677 nucleotides. RefSeq names its product B-Raf proto-oncogene, serine/threonine kinase (gene BRAF). Gene Ontology annotation, molecular function: ATP binding; protein kinase activity. Gene Ontology annotation, cellular component: cytosol; mitochondrion; plasma membrane. The record is from RefSeq and is a predicted model, not a curated record. Gene Ontology annotation, biological process: signal transduction; protein phosphorylation. Bases 58 to 2349 code for a protein of 763 amino acids. NCBI's taxonomy places the organism in Eukaryota, Metazoa, Chordata, Mammalia, Chiroptera, Vespertilionidae. The transcript is spliced from 19 exons.
UCCCUUCCCCCUCCCCGCCCAGCAGCGGUCGCUGGAGCCCCGGCUCUCGGUUAUAAGAUGGCGGCGCUGAGCGGCGACGGCGGCGCGGAGCAGGGCCAGGCUCUGUUCAACGGGGACAUGGAGCCCGAGGCCGGCGCCGGCGCCGCGGCCUCUUCGGCUGCGGACCCCGCCAUCCCCGAGGAGGUGUGGAAUAUCAAACAAAUGAUUAAGUUGACACAGGAACAUAUAGAGGCGCUAUUGGACAAAUUUGGUGGGGAGCAUAAUCCACCAUCAAUAUAUCUGGAGGCCUAUGAAGAAUACACCAGCAAGCUAGAUGCCCUCCAACAAAGAGAACAACAGUUAUUGGAAUCCCUGGGGAAUGGAACUGAUUUUUCUGUUUCUAGCUCUGCAUCAACGGACACCGUUACAUCUUCUUCCUCUUCUAGCCUUUCAGUGCUACCUUCAUCUCUUUCAGUUUUUCAAAAUCCCACAGAUGUGUCACGGAGCAACCCUAAGUCACCACAAAAACCUAUUGUUAGAGUCUUCCUGCCCAACAAACAGAGGACAGUGGUACCUGCAAGGUGUGGAGUUACAGUCCGGGACAGUCUAAAGAAAGCAUUGAUGAUGAGAGGUCUAAUCCCAGAGUGCUGUGCUGUUUACAGAAUUCAGGAUGGAGAGAAGAAACCAAUUGGAUGGGACACUGAUAUUUCCUGGCUUACUGGAGAGGAAUUGCAUGUCGAAGUAUUGGAAAAUGUUCCACUUACAACACACAACUUUGUACGGAAAACUUUUUUCACCUUAGCGUUUUGUGACUUUUGUCGAAAGCUGCUUUUCCAGGGUUUCCGCUGUCAAACAUGUGGUUAUAAAUUUCACCAGCGUUGUAGUACAGAGGUUCCACUGAUGUGUGUCAAUUAUGACCAACUUGAUUUGCUGUUUGUCUCCAAGUUUUUUGAACACCACCCAAUACCACAGGAGGAGGCCUCCUUUGCAGAGACUACCCUUACAUCUGGAUCAUCCCCUUCCACAUACUCCUCCGAUUCUUUUGGGCCCCAAAUGCUCACCAGUCCGUCUCCUUCAAAAUCCAUUCCAAUUCCACAGCCUUUCCGACCAGCAGAUGAAGAUCAUCGAAAUCAGUUUGGACAACGAGAUCGGUCCUCAUCGGCUCCAAAUGUGCAUAUAAACACAAUAGAACCUGUCAAUAUUGAUGACUUGAUUAGAGACCAAGGGUUUCGUAGUGAUGGAGGGUCAACUACAGGUUUAUCUGCCACCCCCCCUGCCUCAUUACCUGGCUCACUCACUAAUGUGAAAGCAUUACAGAAAUCUCCAGGACCUCAGCGGGAAAGAAAAUCAUCUUCAUCCUCAGAAGACAGGAAUCGAAUGAAAACACUUGGUAGACGGGAUUCAAGUGACGAUUGGGAGAUUCCUGAUGGGCAGAUCACAGUAGGACAAAGAAUUGGUUCCGGGUCAUUUGGGACAGUCUACAAGGGGAAGUGGCAUGGUGAUGUGGCAGUGAAAAUGUUGAAUGUGACAGCACCUACACCUCAGCAGUUACAGGCCUUCAAGAAUGAAGUAGGAGUACUCAGGAAAACUCGACAUGUAAAUAUUCUACUCUUCAUGGGCUAUUCAACAAAGCCACAACUGGCUAUUGUUACCCAGUGGUGUGAGGGCUCCAGCUUAUAUCACCAUCUCCACAUCAUUGAGACCAAAUUUGAGAUGAUCAAACUUAUAGAUAUUGCACGGCAGACUGCACAGGGCAUGGAUUACUUACACGCCAAGUCAAUCAUCCACAGAGACCUCAAGAGUAAUAAUAUUUUUCUUCAUGAAGACCUCACUGUAAAAAUAGGUGACUUUGGGCUAGCCACAGUGAAAUCUCGAUGGAGUGGGUCCCAUCAGUUUGAACAGUUGUCUGGAUCCAUUCUGUGGAUGGCACCAGAAGUAAUCAGAAUGCAAGACAAAAACCCUUAUAGCUUUCAGUCAGAUGUAUAUGCAUUUGGGAUUGUUCUGUAUGAAUUGAUGACUGGACAGUUACCUUAUUCAAACAUCAACAACAGGGACCAGAUAAUUUUUAUGGUGGGACGAGGAUAUCUAUCUCCAGAUCUCAGUAAGGUACGAAGUAACUGUCCAAAAGCCAUGAAGAGAUUAAUGGCAGAAUGCCUAAAAAAGAAGAGAGAUGAGAGACCACUCUUUCCCCAAAUUCUCGCCUCUAUUGAGCUGUUGGCCCGCUCAUUGCCAAAAAUUCACCGCAGUGCAUCAGAACCCUCCUUGAAUCGGGCUGGCUUCCAAACAGAGGAUUUUAGUCUAUAUGCUUGUGCUUCUCCAAAAACACCCAUCCAGGCAGGGGGAUAUGGAGAAUUUGCAGCCUUCAAGUAGCCACACCAUCAUGGCAGCAUCUACUCUUAUUUCUUAAGUCUUGUGUUCGUACAGUUUGUUAACAUCAAACACAGUUCUGUUCCUCAGAUCCUUUUUUAAAGAAAUGAAAUUUUCAAUUCAUAAGCUGAUGUGGAACAGAAUGGAAAUUCCCAUCCAAGAAAAGAGGGAAGAAUGUUUUAGGAACCAGAAUUCUCUGCUGCCAGUGUUUCUUCUUCAACACAAACACCACGUGCAUACAAGUCUGCCCAGUCCCAGGAAGACGAGAGACCCUGAGUUCUGGCCUUUUGAUGGUCAGGCAUGAUGGAAAGACACUGCUGCUACAGCUUGGGAGAUUGGCUCUGGAGUCUGCCGGUCGACUGUGCCCUUCUAACCACCAGAUCAAUGUGUGGCUGAUCAUCUGAUGGGGCAGUUGCAAUCACCAAGCAUCGUUCUCUUUCCUGUUCUGGGAGUCUGUUGUGGAGCUCUUUCCCCUAGCCACCACUGGUUCAUUUCUGAGGGACGGAACAAAAAUGCAGCAUGCCCUACCUGUGUGAUGCACGUUCAGUCCUUGACUCAUUUUUAUCAAAAUGAAGCUAUUUUAUUUAAGUGGAGGAUGAGAGGGAGACAGAGCUACGUUUUGGUGCAGAGGAAAAGGGAAUGCUGCAUCUUUUUCCUGACCUCCUGGGUUUCUGGCCUUCUGUUUCCUUCCUUGCUCACUGAGGGUGUCUGCCUACCCACGCAGGCUGGAAAGUGCUGGCACACAUUGUCUUCUUUGUUCAUUGGGUCCAGCAAUGAAGAGAAGUGUCUGGGGGUUUUUUCCCUCCACAAUAUAGCAAGUUCUCAGGAAAAUCUUCCUCCUAAGCUCUUCCAGUCACCAAGUACUUAUGUGGCUACUUUGCCUAAGGCACAAAAAUGCCAUGGUGGUAUUUAGUUAAAAGCCUACAGAACUGCUUGAUAACAGUUUUGAAUGUGAGACAUUUAUAUAAUUUAAAUGUAAGGUACAAGUUUUAAUUUCUGAGUUUCUUCUAUUAUAUUUUUAUUAAAAAAAUAAUUUUCAGAUUUAAUUGAAUUGGAAUAAAACACUUCCCAUUAGAAUUAUAUAUCCUGAAAAAUUGUAUUUUUGUUAUAUAAACAACUUUUAAAGAAAAAUCAUCAUCCUUCCUCUACCUAAACAUGGGGAGUCUUAGCAUAUGACAGAUAUUUAUAAUUUUUAAAUUAAUGGUACUUGCUGGAUCCACACUAACAUCUUUGCUAAUAUCUCAUUGUUUCUUCCAGUUUACUCUUACACUACAUCCUCAUUUUCUUUUACCUAGAAUAUGCAACCUAAAAUAAAAAUGGUGGUGUCUCCA